This is a messenger RNA of Notolabrus celidotus (New Zealand spotty), 1793 nucleotides long. It is a transcript of the gene tmem130, whose product is annotated as transmembrane protein 130. The transcript is spliced from 8 exons. The coding region runs from base 1 to 942 and encodes 313 amino acids. The record is from RefSeq and is a predicted model, not a curated record. NCBI's taxonomy places the organism in Eukaryota, Metazoa, Chordata, Actinopteri, Labriformes, Labridae.
AUGGACAGACAAAAUGCUGUGUGGAUCCUGGUAUUCGUGCUCCUGAUCCCCCUGGGUGUGGCAGAGACCACAGACCCUCUGACAGAUUUGGAAAAUAUCGCUGGGAAGCUGGUUUUCUAUCAAAUCGAGGGAAAUGCCACCUUCGUGAGGGACACUGGAGAGCUGGCUUCAGAUGUUCCCACUGAGACCAUGUUCGAGCUCUUUGAUCCACACAUGAAUUUCAGCACUGCAAAGUUCACCUAUACAUGGGACCUGGGGAACGGAGAGGUGAUCCAAGGGACUGAGCCGUUGGUGCGCUAUCAUUACCCUGUGUCAGGGAACUACACACUGCGGCUAAAAGUGGGAGCUAAUCUGAACAAAUCUGCACCUCAGAUCACAGAUGUCUAUUCCAUGGACGUCAAAGUGCUUGAUGCCAUUAAGAACAUCGAGCUGAAGGGGCCUCCAGAUUACGAAGUGUCUCAGAACACAGGUUUGGCCGUUCAUGUGGAUGGAAGCCCCCCCAUGUGGGUAUGCUGGCGUUUCCUGCCCAACUGUGUGCCGGACCCAUCGGGAGGCUGCACACUAACCAUGCUGUAUGAAAACACACUGAGACUGAACCACACCUUCACCUCUGCCGGCAUCCACUGCCUGGACAUCAGCGUCCGCAAUGACAUCAGUAACAUGCAGAGCUCCUUCAGCAUCUUCGUCAAGAGAAAUAACAUACACCUGUUCUUCAUCCUGUCCUGUGCUGCCAUACUUGUUGCAACCUUCUCCUUCAUCGCAGUCAUCGCCUGUCGCCCUCGACAUCCCAACAAAUCACAGGUAUCUGCCUCCAGUAAUGCUUUAUUCCUGAAGAACCAAGAAUCUGAGGGUCAAAGCAAGAUUCUCUUUAAAUUCUCUAAUGAGAGGACAGAAGAGAAAGAGCCUCUCCUGGUGCAGUAUGGGACUCAAUACUCCUCUUAAUUACUUGUUUACAGCAUGCUGUGGAUACUUUGAACAAGGUGACCCACAGUUAUAAUGUUACAGGAUAAUAACAGGUCUCAUAUUGCAUAUCAUUUUGUUGUAGAUGUACAGUAUGAAGCUAGAUACAUGGAUCAUUAGUACAAACUACAAACACAUCAUUGAACUUGAAUACUUUGGCUGCAUUAAGAAUGUCAGCAUGCAUUCAGUAUUCAGAUAUUGACAGUUUGUGAUGUGAUAAGGUUGACGCCAUGAUUUAGCCAUUAAUGAUUGCUAAUUAGCUUCAGAUUUUUUUUUAUACACCGGGUGAUGACGAUCAAUCAAUCAAUCACUGUGUCACAGAGGAUAGCCUGACAUUCAAAUGUUCUCAUAAUAAAUUAAAGGCAUAACUGCAGCUCAUGUUUAAACAAUGACUGUCUAUUAGGCAAGCUGUGAAUGGAUCUGGUCACUUAUUAAUUUAUGCUUCUUUUUUUUUCUGUUGGUGUGUUUAUGGGAGCCCAGCUUUGCUUUACUUUCCUGAAGAAGUCACAGCAUAUGUCAUUUUAAAUUAUUUCUUUUUCCUCCCAGCUCUUAAUAUAAAACUCUUUAAAGCUGGUAGUAGAUGCCUGUUUGAACAUUUUGCCUGUUUUUUGCAUCCUAAAUAAGUUGUAGAUCAGGUGAAUACUGAUAGAUACUCUUAAAUUUCCUCAUUCAUGUACUUAUUUGUAUAAAUACAGGUUGUUCUCUAAAGUAAGGCUGAGCAAAAAAAAUCAUCAAGUUAAUUUUUGUUAUUGGAGUAAUUAAAACAAUAUUUUUGCUAUACAUUUCUGUACCCCCUACAUCCUGCCCACAUGUAAUUUAUUUUGUUGUGUGUU